CUUCUGGUCGUGUGAUUUGCUAACUGGCCGGAUCAUGGGGCCGACAGACAGUUACUUUGUGUGAGAAUUGCUGCUUUUUUGGAGUACCUUUAACAAGAGAUAGAAGCAGAAUGUCUCACUUGUGAUGCUUGUAACUGUAUCCCCUGCCAGCUGCUGUCCCCGGUUCUGAAGCCAUUCCAGGCUGCUCUAUCCACAGUGCUGAACACGUUCUAUCUAUCUGCUGCUGUCUCUGGUGCUGAAAGGGAUUCUGUCAGCUAGAGGAGCUGCUGCUGCUACCCCUCUCAGAGCCCAGCCACUAAAGUACCUGCUGAUGCAGACUGGAGGCAGAGCACAUCACUAGUUCGCCCUGCAAAUACAACCAGCCUGCUGCUUUCUCCAAUCCUGUCUAUCCUGAUCCAAAGUGCCAAACCGGCUGUUCCCUGAUCUACAACCUGCACAAACGAAAACAUGUGCAACCUCAAUGCACUCAGCAUCUAUCUAUGGGAGACAGUUGUAUUCUUCAGCCUGGCCACUUCCAAAGAGGUGGGAGCUUCAGCCCGCUCUUCAGCCAAACUCAUGUCUCCUUCAGAUUUCCUGGAUAAGUUGAUGGGGAAAAUUUCAGGAUAUGAUGCUCGAAUUCGACCCAAUUUCAAAGGUCCCCCGGUAAAUGUAACCUGCAAUAUCUUUAUUAACAGCUUUGGGUCAAUUGCAGAAACAACCAUGGAUUAUAGACUGAACAUAUUCUUGCGUCAGCAAUGGAAUGACCCUCGUUUAGCUUAUAGUGAAUAUCCAGAUGAUGCUUUGGAUUUGGACCCUUCUAUGUUGGAAUCAAUUUGGAAGCCAGAUUUGUUCUUUGCCAAUGAGAAGGGAGCUAAUUUUCAUGAAAUCACAACAGACAACAAGUUAUUGAGAAUCUUCAAGAAUGGAAAUGUUCUUUAUAGCAUACGAUUGACUCUGACAUUGGCUUGCCCCAUGGAUCUCAAAAACUUUCCCAUGGAUGUUCAAACUUGUAUAAUGCAACUGGAGAGCUUUGGAUACACCAUGAAUGACUUGAUAUUUGAAUGGGAAGAAGUUGGUGCUGUGCAAGUUGCAGAUGGACUUACCCUGCCACAAUUUAUCUUGAAGGAGGAGAAAGAUCUACGAUAUUGCACCAAACAUUACAAUACCGGUAAAUUCACUUGCAUCGAAGCGCGUUUCCAUCUUGAAAGACAAAUGGGUUACUAUCUGAUUCAGAUGUACAUCCCCAGCUUGCUCAUUGUCAUCCUUUCUUGGGUCUCAUUCUGGAUUAAUAUGGAUGCUGCACCUGCCAGGGUUGGUCUUGGCAUCACUACUGUACUUACUAUGACCACUCAAAGUUCUGGAUCUAGAGCUUCUCUGCCAAAGGUGUCCUACGUCAAAGCAAUCGAUAUUUGGAUGGCUGUGUGCUUGCUCUUUGUCUUCUCUGCUCUGUUGGAAUAUGCUGCUGUCAACUUUGUAUCUCGUCAGCACAAAGAGCUUCUUCGCUUCAGAAGGCGGAGGCGACAUCACAAGAGUCCUAUGCUCAAUCUCUUGCAGGAGGAUGAGACUGGAGAAGGUCGAUUCAGCUUUGCUGCCUACGGAAUGGGUCCUGCAUGUCUCCAGGCCAAAGAUGGAAUCUCUGUGAAAGGAAAUAAUAACAACCCUGCAAGCUCAGCCCCUCCUGCCGGCAAAUCCUCUGAUGAGAUGCGCAAAUUGUUCAUUCAGCGGGCCAAAAAGAUUGAUAAGUUUUCAAGAAUUGGGUUUCCUUUGGUUUUUCUUAUUUUCAACACUUUCUACUGGAUCAUAUACAAGAUUGUGCGCAGUGAGGAUGUACACAAGCAGUGAGGAGAAUGCAAAAGAAGGGAGAGAUUGGGGUGACGCAAGAGAAAGAAAAACAUUUGUGAGGAGAGGGAAAAGAGAAGAAUAAAAAAAAAAGAAGGAAAACUAAAGAAGAAAAAGGGGGGAAGAAAAGUGGCAUAUUUCUGGAGAGAAAGAUAAGCAAUGGGAUAAAACAAAAAAGGUGUCCCCAACCAGGGACUAUAAUUAAAGUGGAGUAAGAAUUUGGUGUGGGUGGAAAGAUGGGAGUGUGGGGGGGUGUCAUUAGGUAAAAUGUCAAGAACUUGUCUGAUAGCUGAAAAGAAAUAGAGGAAAAAGAUACAUGGAUGAAUAAACUUAAGAAGCCAGAAUUCAAAGACAUUCUCUAUAUUAAAAAAACAAAAAAAAACCAAUAAAAAAAAAAAACUUUGUAUUAAGUCUGUGCAAUAGCAAUGCAGAAAUGCAUGAUUUUAAGAAUGUGGCAAUAUCUAUAUAUACAAAAGGAUUGGGGGCUUUUAAAUCCAUGGAGCUUUGGAUCAAUUGUGUAAAUGUAUAUAGGCCUUAAAAGUUUUGGUAUGGAGUUUGCAAGCAAACUGGUCAUUUCCAGAAAGCUAUUAGUCAACUCAUGAAAGUGCCCGGCAUUAAAUGUAAAAUAUGCAACAUGUAUUCAUGCCUAAUUAUAACCUUAAAACGCACACAAAAUAAACCUAGUUAUUUUAAGGUUUUUUUCAUGCUUAAAUUUUAAUUUAGGCUCCAUGAGCCACUGCUUAAUAGACUGCAUAGAAUAUGAGGUAUGAACAGGCCUGCUGUAUAGUCAACAAAAAUAUGGGCCAUAUAGACAAUGUGUAUAUUGCCCUUUCAUAGUAAAAAUGCAGUCCUAGAGAUUUCAUAUUCCUGAGAGGCUUUUCAAUUGAUAUGGUUUACUGGUAACAUAAUCACAGUAUGCAAAGUAUAACAUUAAAAUGAAAAAGAUUUUUUUUUUAAAGUGCAAUAUAAAUAUUUUUCCCACCUAGUUCCAUAUUUUUAAUAGUGUAAGCAAAAAACUGCAAAUAUAAUUUUAUAUUAGAUUAGAACUUUAACCUUAA
Messenger RNA from Pelobates fuscus (common spadefoot toad), 2876 nucleotides. RefSeq names its product glycine receptor alpha 1 (gene GLRA1). The coding region runs from base 448 to 1821 and encodes 457 amino acids. Gene Ontology annotation, biological process: chloride transmembrane transport; regulation of membrane potential; response to amino acid. The transcript is spliced from 9 exons. Gene Ontology annotation, molecular function: transmembrane signaling receptor activity; transmitter-gated monoatomic ion channel activity involved in regulation of postsynaptic membrane potential; extracellularly glycine-gated chloride channel activity. Gene Ontology annotation, cellular component: plasma membrane; postsynaptic membrane; neuron projection. Lineage: Eukaryota; Metazoa; Chordata; Amphibia; Anura; Pelobatidae. The record is from RefSeq and is a predicted model, not a curated record.